Elgaria multicarinata webbii is the source of this 4540-nucleotide messenger RNA. RefSeq names its product CTD nuclear envelope phosphatase 1 regulatory subunit 1 (gene CNEP1R1). Gene Ontology annotation, cellular component: Nem1-Spo7 phosphatase complex; cytoplasm. The transcript is spliced from 6 exons. The record is from RefSeq and is a predicted model, not a curated record. NCBI's taxonomy places the organism in Eukaryota, Metazoa, Chordata, Lepidosauria, Squamata, Anguidae. The coding region runs from base 118 to 495 and encodes 125 amino acids.
UCGAGAGCUAACGUCGGUGCAUGGAAGGGGGGGGAAACACAGGCUUUGCUGAAUAGUUGGGGCCGCAGCUCUGAACGGUGGCUGGCUACAAGUUCUCCUUACUCCCUUCCCCUCGCAAUGAACUCUCUGGAGCAGGCGGAAGAUCUUAAGGCUUUUGAAAGGCGUCUUACUGAAUAUAUAGCUUGUUUACAACCAGCAACUGGGCGCUGGAGAAUAAUUCUUAUAGUGGUAUCAGUCUGUACAGCAACCGGUGCAUGGAACUGGCUAAUAGAUCCCGAAACACAGAAGGUAUCUUUUUUCACAUCUCUAUGGAACCAUCCAUUCUUCACAAUUAGCUGUAUUACCCUGAUAGGCUUAUUCUUUGCUGGAAUACAUAAAAGAGUAGUGGCACCUUCAAUCAUAGCAGCUCGAUGUCGAACGGUCUUGGCAGAAUACAACAUGUCUUGUGAUGAUACUGGAAAGCUGAUAUUGAAACCUCGGCUUCACGUCCAGUAACCCACUACCUUCCUUCAAUCUACUGUCAAGGAAAAAUUAGAAAGAAAAAAAAAGACUUUUCUUCAAUACAUUGAGGCCAAAUAGGAUUAUGUGGUAUGUUCAGUUGCAUAUGAAGGUGUCUUCAUGGUUGACGGCAGAAACCAGAAACAUCUGGUGUAUUUAUUUGGAAUCUCCUUGCCUUUUCCCGUGUCUUCUGUGCUUUCAGUUUCUUCCCUUACAGUAUUAAUAUUCCCUCUGCACCAUUGGCAAGGUGGUCCCUCUAUGCAGAAAAUAAGACUUGCUAGUUUUUUUUAUAAUGUACAAAUCAUUGUAAAUAGAAAAUGGAACCAGUAUUUGAAGAGGCACUUAGAUUUGCCACCCAUACUGCUUUUCUCCACCACAUUUAUUCAUUAAUCAUGGAUCAUGAUAGACUUUUCUUCUUUGGGCAUUUUAAUUUAAUUUUUGUCACAUAAGAUACAGUGGACACAUGUGCAGGUCAAUCACGAGCAAGCAUACUGGUGCACGCUGCCUGAUCACUCCUUCUUGGUACCUCCUGCCAAUGGGAAUGACUUCAAUAACUGGGAACUCACCAGGAGGAAAAAGAACCUGAGUGUUAUGUUCCAACUGGGACUUCUGUUUUGUCACGCCCCUCCCCUAAGGGUUGAAGUUGGUUUAUGAUUCCUGGCUUCCUUUGGAGCAACAAUGUAAUGCUAUUUUUCUUUUCUUGCUGGUGUGGUUCUGGUUACUGACCUAUGUUGGUGGAAUAAGCCAAACUGGAGCGAUUGAGUAGAAUACACAAGUCUGCUUGUUUGUGAAUGAUAGUGAGGAUUUUCUAGAAUUCUGACUUAUCAUUUUAUGUGAAAUCAUCCAGCACUUCAGCUCCUUACAUUACCGGUAGCUUGUCCAUUUUCAGCUCCCUACAUUAUCUGUAGCUUGACUAUUUUUUGGCUAAUUCUAUGUUAAGUUUUGCUUUUUAGUAUAUACAAGAAUAAUAUAUUGUGUCUGAAAUUUACACUGAUAGUUCCCCCCCCCCAUGAAACUAGUAUUGCUUAACCUCAAAUUACUUGAUAAAAGAAAGUGCCACAAAUGUAACAAAAGAUGGAGUAAAACUCUCCUUUGGGUCCCAAUUUGGCCUAUUGCAAACAUAUCGCUGCCUGAUUAUAUGUUUAGGAAUUGUUAGUUUCCUGCAGGCCUUUGUCAGACACAGUUAUGGCUAGUACUUCAUUUGCAUCAGCAUUUUUGCUAGCCACACUUAAUGCCAAACUGUUUACAAACCCUCAUCUCGCUAUGGUUGCAAACUAUGGUAGGCAAAAAUGCCAGUCAUAAUGUUUUCUGUGUUACCAAAACAGUACAGGAGGGGCUGCAGCCCUGAGAAAAAGUGUGUAAGGUUGCAGCACGCUUCGAACUGCAGGCUAUUCUUUAAAUCAGAGGUAUGCUGAAGCUAGAUCUCAACACGUUUGGGACUUCAACUCCCAGAAGCCCCUGCUAGCAUGGUCAAUGAUCAGGAAUGGUUGAAGUCCAGAACGUAUAGAGAUCUGCCUUUUGCCCACCCCACUUCAAAUGAUCAGGCAGUAUUAAGUUUGGAUGAGGCCUGUGACCCUCCCCACCCACUGAACUUGGUAAUUCGACUACAUUUUUCACAAGCUCAAUAAAUCAGGAUUGCCAAAUGUAUGGUGGCCAUUGGGUCAUGUUCUAGAUCUAUAUAUAGCCAUGCUCCAUAUAAAAUGGAUUACUCAAUAUGUGGGGUGUCGGAAAGAAAUUACUUUGUGCAGAGGCAAAAAUGACAGUCUUGUUUUUACAUAAACAUCCUUGUUACUUUAAGUGUUGAAAACAAAACAAAAAAUAGUGGCUUUUACACACACUAUGGUUUUGAAUUGACAGCUAUUUAAUUUUAAAUCCUUUUUGUGCCUUUUUAAAAAAAACCUGUUUGAAGCUAUUUUAAAGAGUACAAGACUUUAAGGGUGCAAUCCUAUGCAUGUUUAGACAGAAAAAAAAUGGCCUACAACUCCCAGCAUGCCCAAGCCACCUCAGUUGUAGGAAUUUUUUCUGUCUAAAAAUGCAUAGAUUGCACUUGAAGAGUACAAAGCAAUUGGCGAAGCAAGAAUUGAGAUGUAGAAUGUCUCUUGAAUGUACUGGAAAUCAAAACUUCACUUGCUUCAUUCGAUGGCAGCAAUAAAAUCCUGUGCUCUUCAAGUCUUCUACGCAUGUCUUGUUUCCACCUCUGUUUUUAAGCUGGUGUACAGUUUGUAGAAAAUGUGUAUUAAAUAAAUACUUUAUUUAUAAUGGUAUGUUUGGCAUUAUUUUAAAACUAUAUACAUGAUGGAUGUAAACUUGAGCAGUCCUAAAGCAUCUUAACUUAUCAACUUUAUAAAGUUCCUUUAAAAAAAAAGUCCAAUUACAAUAUAUAAGCCUGAUCGGUUUCUGCAAUUUAGCACAUGUACAAAUGCAUGAAGUCUUGUGUAGCAUUUGGAUUUCUGUAAAAUUUCAGACAAGCUCCAGAAUACCCACUUGAGUCCAUAGCCGCAAAUAAUCAGAGUUCUGAAGUACCUUAGGAGACUUUAAUUAGAUAGAACUUAAACCAUUAAGUCCUAUAGAUUUGCUCAAUGAGUAUAGAUAAAUGACCUAAAUCUGUUAUUCUAUGAUGCUUUAAUAAUGAAACAGCUUAAAGAGAAUUUGAUGCUCCAUACUGUAUAUCAUGAAAACGUUUUUAAAAAUUAAGCAGCCCAUAUGAGGAUGCAGUCAGGACUGUGUAUGUUGUGUAAAUGCACAUGUAUUAAUUUUCCAGAUUAAGAUACACCCUGUUGCUACUUAGUUUUAAUUGUAAAUGUUGCUGGUUUACAUAUUUGGUCCAAGUUGUCAUGAACUUGAUUCUGAAGCUCUUUGCUUUCCUGGGUUGUAGAAACUUUCAAACGUAGAAAUCUGAACUCCAGUUGCGCUCUGAAAGCCUCUUAUAUGCUUUUCAUCAUUUGAGACUGUCAGUAAAAAUAUAAGGGAUCCUUAUUUAUGCAGCAACUCUUGAAAGCUUGUUGGAGAAAAUAUGUAAGUAUAUGAUGUAUUAGUACAAAAUUACUGGCUUUACAAAGUAUUUAUUCCUGUUGUUGAACUUAAUGCCUUUUCUGAUAAUCUGCAAAAGCAGAAUUGGGCCCACGAUCACCCAGGGCUAGCCUGGGCAUGCCUAGCUCUACACAGUUUGUAAGAGAAACACCCCCUUCCGGUAAUUUGGGCAACCACGUUCUUCCGUAGCUUUCAGUGCAGUCUUACAUUUUGAACUGAGACGACUAAUGGAGUACUUUCCAUAAUGGAAAACUACGAGGCAAAAUACUCGAUCGGGACAAGACGCUGGAUGACGUGGAAAAUACAAUUUAUCAGCUCUUCUACAUAAUGGAGCGAUUUCCAGACUAUUCCAUCAAGACGCUCACCUACACAAUCUGGUAUAAAACACUUUUUGUUCUGUAAUUCUUUAUUGUGGGGGAUAGUUCGUAUUUAAUAUUAAAGUGUUCAAUGUAUCACAAAAAUAGUAGUUAAGGCUGCAAUCCUAGGUACAUUUCCCAGAAGGUCUAUGGACCACAGUGGGACUUACUUCUGAGUAAAUGUGCAUAGGACCGCACUGAAAGAUAUGGUCGAAGAGGGCAUGUGGUUGCAUGGGUUCAUAACAUUUCGUGGUUUGGAAAAGAAAUAAGCUAUAAUUGCAAUGUAGAAACUUCAGAAUAAUAUUCUGAUGUACAUCCUAUUUACAGCAACAGUUUCUGAUCCGCCAAUUGAUCCAUACAUGGAAGCCUGUUUACAUGGCAUAUUUCCUUAGCUGAAAUUAGGCAACAGAUACUAUCACUUUGUUGUGGUAGAUCCAUAUGUUUUCCCUCAAGGUAGCAUGUCUAUCUAUGGCAAGGAUACAGAACUGUUUUUAUAAGGAUAAUGUGUUUUUAUGCUUUUUAUGUUUUUAAACUUUGUAUAUUUGUUUUAAUAUUUACUGUUUUUAACUUUUGUAAACCGCCCAGAGAGCUUCAGCUAUGGGGCGGUAUAUAAAUGCAAUAAAUAAAUAAAUAAAUAAUAUUUAGGUGGUUGAAAA